This is a messenger RNA of Ilex paraguariensis (yerba mate), 1223 nucleotides long. The record is from the annotation of a GenBank genome assembly. NCBI's taxonomy places the organism in Eukaryota, Viridiplantae, Streptophyta, Magnoliopsida, Aquifoliales, Aquifoliaceae.
AGCACAGGGAUUUAAAGCGAUUCUUUUUAUCAGCUUUCUACCACAUGGGUGAAUCUCACCUGGUCUACAACAUGAUGUCACUUCUAUGGAAGGGGAUCCAGUUAGAGACUUCAAUGGGGAGUGUUAAAUUUGCAUCUAUGGUUGCUGCCCUACUUGGUAUGUCUCAGGGCAUCACGCUGUUAUUAGCCAAAUCUCUUUUACUGCUUUUUGACCAUGAGAGAGCUUACUACCAUGAAUAUUCCAUCGGAUUUUCCGGUGUUCUAUUUGCCAUGAAAGUAGUGGUCAAUUCCCAAUCAGAUAACUACACUUCUGUCCAUGGACUUGUGCUACCAUCACGUCAUGCUGCUUGGGCUGAACUGAUUCUCAUCCAAAUGUUUGUACCUGGUGUUUCUUUUCUUGGUCACCUUGGUGGAAUACUUGCUGGCAUUCUCUAUCUACAUUUGAAAGCUUCCUAUUCGGGGUCAAACCCUCUAACUACAAUCAUAAGACGUUUUACAAGGAUACUGAGCUGGCCUGUAAGACUUGUGUGGGGCAUUUGUCGAUUCCAGCGACUGCAAAUUUUUGGCAGGGGAACUGUUGGUGGGAGUCAGGCUAGAAGUGCAACUGGCGUGUGGAGAUGCCAAGCAUGUACAUUUGACAACUCUGGUUGGUUAAAUGUGUGUGAGAUGUGUGGGACAGACCGUUUUGAUGAUGGACUGUCGUCCCUUGGAUCGUCAAAUCAGACUCACGACCUUCCUGUGGAAGAAUUACGGCGUCGCAGAGUUCAAAGAUUCGGUAGAUGAUAAAAAAAUUUACCAUUUUUAUAGGUAUUUUUACUACUGUUAGCUCAGCUCUCCAACUAUUACACCCGAUCUUUCACUUCUCUGCACAGUGCACACAUGGCCUAAUAAUGCACAAACUUGUGAUGUCGAAAAUUCGGUUGCCUCCGCGUCAAGCGAACUAGACCAAGAUUUCCUAGAAAAAGAAGUCGGAAAUCAGAGGAGCUCGAGUAAAAACUGUGUAAAGCUUGAUUGCAUAUUUGGGGGUAUCAACUAUAGUUGUAUUUAUAAGAGUAUUUAGUGAUAAAAUUGCGCUAGAACUGGACUCUAGCCCAUUGAACCUCGGUCUAAUUAAAAUUAGACUAUUAUGAAUUUGAACUUGAAUGGGUUUUAUACUUUUCAGGGUCGUUUGAUUGUUGUAUUAUAGAAGGUAUUAGAGAGUUUUACAUGAUUAAAAUAUUUCAA